Messenger RNA from Athene cunicularia (burrowing owl), 4959 nucleotides. Its product is annotated as rap guanine nucleotide exchange factor 5-like. The record is from RefSeq and is a predicted model, not a curated record. Gene Ontology annotation, cellular component: plasma membrane. Gene Ontology annotation, biological process: positive regulation of GTPase activity; Ras protein signal transduction. Gene Ontology annotation, molecular function: guanyl-nucleotide exchange factor activity. The transcript has 18 exons. The coding region runs from base 1 to 1926 and encodes 641 amino acids. Lineage: Eukaryota; Metazoa; Chordata; Aves; Strigiformes; Strigidae.
AUGGAUAACGUGCACCAGGGAUUGAUUAUAUCAUCCAAGAAGGAUGCAAAUGGUGCUUCUGAAGGCACAACUGAGAGAGACAGGGAGAGUCUGCACAAUAGUACAUGUAUUGCCUUCAUAUGUGUGUUUGACAUACUGAACGAUAUAACUAAACCAGGUCAGAACGACAGAGGCAGCUACUACUGGCUGUACUUGUGUUGCAACAGCCGCCUCUUUCAUGUCACUCACCCUCCGGUGACUGAACCUGUCAGGAGGAUGAGGAUGUCGCAGGGGGCUGGGAGCCGCUCUCCAGCCGUGGAUGGGUCUCAGCGGGCCCUGCUGGGUCAGCAGCAAACCCCCCUCUCCUGCGCUGCUCGGUCAGCUGGCUUUAGCUGCUCUGGGGAUGCGGGCUGCAUAGUUUUGACGAGAGCGACCAGGCUGGUGAGACUUUCGGAGGUCCCGAAUACCGGGGAGCUGAGGAAGGCUGUAAAUGGAGAAACUCUCCUGGAUGACUUCCUUCUCACAUACACAGUCUUCAUGACGACUGAUGACUUGUGCCAGGCACUUCUGAGGCACUAUUGUGCUAAGAACCACCAAGGGAAAGAAGAUGAGACUGAUGUAUCUUGUAGGAAACGAAAAGUCUUGCAUUUGGUGUCUCAGUGGACUUCUCUCUACAAAGACUGGUUACAUGAAGAUGAGCAUUUAAAACAAUUCUUAAAGACGAUAUACAGGAAUGUGUUAGAUGAUGUGUAUGAAUAUCCCAUUCUUGAGAAGGACCUGAAAGAAUUUCAGAAGAUACUUGGGAUGCAUCGUCGUCACACUGUAGAUGAGUACUCACCUCACCGAAAGAAUAAAACCUUUUUCCACCAAUUCAGUCUAAAGGAGAACUGGCUGCAGCACAGAGGAACCAUGAAUGAAACAGAAGAAAUUUUCUGCCGUGUGUAUAUAACAGAGCACUCCUAUGUCAGUGUGAAAGCUCAAGUAUCCACUUCAGCUCAGGAGAUACUGAAGAUUGUAGCAGAAAAGAUCCAGUACCCAGAGGAGGAGUUGGCGCUGGUGACAGUCACGUUCUCUGGAGAAAAACAGGAACUGCAACCAAAUGACUUGGCUAUCUCAAAGUCUUUUGAGUCCUCCAGUCGUAUGUUUGUCUACCGAAAAGAUCUGACUGAUUCUUUGAACCCAUUUGCUGAAAAUGAGGAGUUGCAGCAAAGGUCGGUGAGAAUUUUGGGAAUCAACACCUGGGAUCUUGCCUUAGAACUAACAAACUUUGACUGGAGCCUUUUCAAUGCCAUUCAUGAGCAAGAGCUUAUAUACUUCACAUUCAGCAGACAGGGCAGUGCUGAAAACACUGAGAAUCUCAGUCUUCUGCUUCAAAGAUGCAAUGAGGUCCAGCUUUGGGUUGCCACCGAGAUACUCCUUUGCAGCCAGCUUUGCAAACGUGUACAGCUAGUCAAAAAGUUCAUCAAGAUUGCUGCCCACUGUAAAGCCCAAAGAAAUCUGAAUUCAUUCUUUGCUAUUGUUAUGGGUCUCAACACUGCAUCUGUCAGCCGGCUGUCUCAGACUUGGGAGAAAAUUCCUGGGAAGUUCAAGAAACUUUUCACUGAACUUGAAAGUUUGACGGAUCCUUCUCUGAAUCAUAAAGCUUACAGAGAUGCAUUCAAGAAAAUGAAAUCUCCGAAAAUUCCCUUCAUGCCCUUACUUCUGAAAGAUGUAACAUUCAUCCAUGAAGGAAAUAAAACUUUUCUGGAUAACCUUGUUAAUUUUGAAAAGCUGCACAUGAUUGCAGAUACUGUUCGGUCAUUGAGACAUUGCAGAAAUAACCAAUUUGGCAAUGAAGUUCCUUCGAAAGAGCAUCAUGAGCUGAAGCCAUACGUCCAUCACCUGCAUGUCAUCGACAACCAGCAAGCUCUGUUUGAGCUUUCUCACAGGAUAGAGCCGCGAGUGUGAGCGUACACAGCUUCAUAUAACCUUGUAACUGCAGCACUUUGAAUUAAGUGAAUGUUUAUGCCAAGCAUGUUGCUUCCCUAUAUGAGAACAGUUUACUGAGUUUUAUCAGUAGCUCAUACAACAUGUGCAGGAAAAUCAGGCAGGAGCCAGCAAAGGAGCUGCUCACAGAGUUGCAGGGCAAGCUUGGUGCCAUCCCUGCUGGUCACCAGGACGGAAGGGAGUGGAGCAGCAUCCUUUGAGGUCAGGAGCUUGGUUUCUGUGAAAAUAUUGUUUGGUCCAGUGUAGCUUUCAAUGCAGAUUCUGCCAGUAUUAGAAUGAAAGAAAUCAUCGUGUCACAGCAGCAAAACAUUUCAGCAAGCAACAUGCCCCACGGGGAAUGAUUCUCAGUUCACCGCAGUACGUACCUCACUAGUUCAAGGUUGCCCGAGUAUUGUUGCCAAAAAUACUGUGCAAUCCAUGCAGCUCCCCUGAGUUGUAUUUGAUUUAAGUGUGGACAACCAAGAAUGGGAAUACAAAAAGACAGCGUACCAGAUGAAACUCAAGAGUGCGUUGUGAUGUGGAGGUCAGCAGUAAACAGUUCAUGCUGUUAUGGCUCCUUAAGAAUCUUUCUAAAACACACUGUAAGCACCAAUCCACUUCGGCUUCAGUUUAUGGACACAAUUGUUUGUACACUGAAAACAUGUUAUUUCCUUCCUUUUAAGUUAUCUCAGAUUACUGCAGUUAUCUGAUACCUGCAGUUAAUGUGUUAUAAAUUACUGUAGCAGGAGCUUUGUUUUCUGCUUGGAUUACAGCCUCCGUGGUGUCUGUUCAGAGGCAAUGCCUAGAUCCACCUACAUUCCUAACACCUCCUGGAAAUACUCUUUCAGCAGGUAAAAUUUCACCUAGCUUGCACACAGUUCUAGUUUUUAAAGGGUACACCUUACAGGUUACCAGUGUAAUUACCUGUAUACACACACCAGGCCCUCAGCAUCAGGGUCCCUUUACUGUUUCUGUUCCUCUGACACCCCUCCCCUAGCCGUUUUUCAUGUAGCUAAACGUACUACUUCUGGGUGUGUACUGAGGAAGCAUUUCUAAAGUCUUGUCUACAGUUGACCUACAUCUAAGCACCACCGUUAUGAUAGCUCUGGUUUUCAGUGCUAAGAAGUUGCCCUGAAAUAAUGGAGUGAGUGCCACAGCAGCGUGUUAUGCAGUCUGGCACGUGUUUGUACACUGACUCACGGUAACGGUCCCUUUGCAGAGCAGGGAUGAUACAUUGCAUUGCUUGCCCAUCUCUAUUGUAUGUUUUCCACAUGAGGAAGACUUGCAAGAAAAUGCUCCUUUGCUCAAAUGUGGGAAUACUGAAGUAGCAUGCUCUUCAUCAUUGUGUUAUCUCUGGUUUAAAGGGAUUUAAAAAAAAAAACAGCUUUAACAAGUAGUCUGUGGGGGAAUCUGUAGAAUGCAUUCGGUUUUCCCAUCUGUGACAUAUUGUAUAGAUCUAUUGUAAAGGAAACAGAUGUUUCAGAAAUGUAUUUGCUUGUAAUUUGUUAUUAUCAAAUAUUAUAUGAUUUUUUUUUUUUUAGAAAAAAAAAAUCUUCUUUUUACCCAGUAAAAAGAAAAAAAAAAUAAACUCUUGCUGGCCAUGGAGUAAAAAUUUCCUAUGUUAUUCUGUAGAUGUGACUGCACAUACUGUAAAUAACUCUUUUGUGCAAACAGACCAAAACUUGUUCAGAUAAGGAUACUAGCUGCAGUGGGCUCCUUUUUGCAGUGUAAGAACACAAAUCAGAUACAAUUUGCUGCUUGCGUAAUUGCAGUUCUUCCUUUGGCUACAGCAUUCCCCGAAUCCCCACCCUAGCCGCAUUACUUGGGUGGUUUGCUGGGUUUUGAGCUCCCCCUUGUGAAAUUUUUUAUUGUGGCAUUAUUUUUUGGAGCCUGUAUGUAGACCAGCCUGCAUGCUUUAGACCAUGUGGUGUAACACUAGUCCAUACGUUGUUCUGUUGAAAUCUGUGGGAGAAGGAACAUUAGAAGGUAUUCAGGGUGAGAAAGUGGGACUGUUUCUCAAUUCACUGCACUUGGCUCUGUGAUGGUUUUGGUAGUUACUGCUGGUGAAGCAGCAGUGGUGCCAGAGAAGAAUAAAAGACAAGGAAAUUAAAGAGGAGGAAAAAAAGAAAAAAAAAAAAAGAGAGAGAGGGAAGGGUGACUCUGUGCUCAGACUUUGAUUUGAAAGCAUGCUAGAGCUACCUUGAAGGCUUCUCACUCUGCCAGUUCAAAAUUGUUGAAGUAAAUGGAUGGGUUAACUUGUACCAGUAGGAACUCUAUACUAAAUGAAGUGUUGUCUACCCCUUGCAGCUGGCAUAAAAUUGGUUUGAAGGCACAUAGCCAGCAUUAACUUCGUUAUCUGUGUUGUGGCUAAUUAGACUACCGUUUAAAACUUCACAAACUAGUUUUCAUAGUGGCCUGUAUAACUUGGAUAUAAAUUUCUGUUCUGAAGGGCCAACACGGGUGCAUCAACUUCACACUGAAAAUACGGACCUUAUAACUGUUACUGUAAAGAAAAGGCAAAUAGCCCAAAUCUGUAGCCAAUAUGUCUAAUAAAUAAAAGGCCCUUAGAGUCUUUGUUGAAUGGGUGAAGUAUUGCAGAGCUGGGCUGCAGGCUGGCAAGCGGCUUGAAGGUGUGGUGGUUGGGAGAAUUGAAGUAAACACUGUGAAAGGGAAGGGGGACACUAGGGUCCAGCACUGGUGAUACUGUGUAAUUUUUUAAAAUUUAAAUUCUUUAGUAGGGCAGUUACGUUACAUAGGAUAAAAUCCAUGAAUCUUGCAAGUUUAGUUUAUCAGAAUCAUACCCGGGGUUAAAUAAUCUGCAUAUUUUCUUUAGUAGCUCGGAGCAGUAAUUAGAGAGGACAAAGGAAAAAGCUGGGUCACUCUAAACCUCUUUGGUCUGGGAUUUUGUUGCAUCAAAUUUAGAUGUUUCUAUGACACAGCUUUUUGAUUCUAGCCCCAUCUUGGAAAUAAAUUGCUUUUGCAUAACAGUGGCAAAAAAAAAAAAAAGAUAUUACC